Didymella exigua CBS 183.55 is the source of this 3623-nucleotide messenger RNA. RefSeq lists its product as uncharacterized. Gene Ontology annotation, biological process: regulation of DNA-templated transcription. Lineage: Eukaryota; Fungi; Ascomycota; Dothideomycetes; Pleosporales; Didymellaceae. The coding region runs from base 177 to 3215 and encodes 1012 amino acids. The transcript is spliced from 4 exons. The record is from RefSeq and is a predicted model, not a curated record. Gene Ontology annotation, cellular component: nucleolus. Gene Ontology annotation, molecular function: transcription factor binding; rDNA binding.
UACGCUGCCAAUUGCGGGGUGGUGCCAAGCAACGGACGUGAAUUCCGCCGCGAUGGCACUAGGCUUGUUCCGUCAGCGGUGAAAGCAUCUGUGGCAGAACCUUUUGCUGUGCACGAACUUUUCGUGACGGCCCUCCAAAAGUUGAAAACGUUCAAAUAACCAGCGAAAAGGUGAAGAUGGGCAUCAAGAACCGCAAGAGAGAGCGCGAGCCAGCGCAGGUCGAUGAUGUCGAAGAAGCUCCCGCCAAACGCCGCAGACAGCUCAACGAAGAGCACGUGAAGCUCUCGAAGCUCUACGAGGAUCUCGCCGCAGAGUCUGAUGAAGUCCGAUUUGAGGCUGCGAAACAGAUUAUUGUGAAGUUUUCGCCCGAGAGCAACCCAGCAGCAAGAGAGGUAGAAACGGCGUUGACCCGUUUGAUCAAGGGUCUUUGCAGCCAGAGAAAAGCUGCCCGAGUUGGAUUUUCACUCACACUGACCGAGUUGCUGCGUCAAAUCUUUGGCGGCAUCAAGAUUGAAGGUCUGGAUCACGAUGUCGCGUCGAUCAUCAAGAUGGUCGACGAGAAGACCGAGAUUGAGGGAAACGUUCCUGGACGGGCCCGACGAGACCAUCUGAUCGGGAAAUUGUUCGGGUAUAAGGCUGUCAUGCAGUCCUCGAUAGUCAUUGAACCGGAGCUUUCUAUGGAAUGCUGGAACCAACUUCUGGACCGGAUCUGUGGAAUGGCACGCGACGUACCUUGGCUGCGCGAGGAAUGUGGGAUGGUUCUUGUAGAAGCUGUGAAGAGUCUCAAGGCCCAGACGCAGCUUGAGCAGUGCGCUGACGAGGCAAUUGCACGUCUAACGCCUUUUAAGCUGGUCAGCACGCCGCAAGGAGUUGCAGUAUGGCUGACAGUCCGAGCAAGCUAUGAGAAGGUCCUGCCAGAGGGCGUCUGGCAUCAGAAAGAUCCUCUAUCAAGGAAAGAGCGACCGCGUCUGGCGAAGCUGAUGAAGGAGGACUUUCACGUUGAUGCUGAGACCGCGAAGGAUGAGGCCAUCAAGUCAGCUGCUGCGAGCCCGAAUCCCACUUUUGCCUGGAAUCUGGUCUUUGGCGAGACCUUACGACGAGACGAAGAGAAAAAGGGCAGUGCUAAAGAGCCACCAAAGCCCGAGUUUCCUCAGCUAUGGAUCGACAUUGUAGACAACAACUUGUUCUCCAUUACUUCAUCCCAUGAGCGCAAGUCAUGGGGCUUCAAGCUCUUCAGCAACAUGAUAACGCAGGUACCCGCAUGGGCAGUUCCCGCGCUGUUCAGCCCCAACCUCAUGAGGACAGUCAUCAAUCAAAGCAAGAAGGAUGACAGGUUUCUGCAUACUGCAGCACUUGCAGCUCUGAGAUCAGUCCAUUCGAGGGUCGAGCAGGACUGCAGCUCUGCAUUUCCCAUCGUUGUGGCGCUCACGACGAAGCACGGCAGCGUUGAUUUCGACAGGUCUACUAAGACGAAGACGCUCGAACAAGUCCUUGUUUCAGCAGAUGACAGCGCCUUGAAGAAGAUUGUGCGUCACCUCAGGUCUGUCAUCCUGCGUCCUGAGACAGAGGAGCAAAACGUCGCAGAUAGCCGUCGACAGAUCAUCGCCGAUCUUCUUAUCAGCACUGUAAAACAGUUCAAGCGCUACGAUGAGCUAUCGGAUGACGUCUUCGAGGGCGAGAAUUGGCUCCGCAGCAUCCUCGAGCUUCUUGUAGAGUAUGCAUACUUCACACCUUCAAAGGAUGUAAAGACAAGCAAGGUGCCGCUUCCUCCAAUCAGCGAAGCUAGCAGGACGAUGUUCCAGGAACGUUUGUCUUCUUGCCUCACAAGGUUGCUCGGUGUUGAGGCCGGCUCCAAAUCUUCUUUCGCAUCGAUGAUUAUGAAUAUCCUUCGCGCUAAGAAGUCUUCCACCAAGACCUUCGAAUCGGUGUUCAAGGCCGAGCCGAACGUCAUGGAGACAGUAGACAAGGCAUUCGAGACGCUCGACAAGAUCUCCAAAAAGGGCUCAAUCGCUGGCAAUAAGAUGGCUGCUGAGGGCUUCGUGCUCCUAUACUCGCUAACGCUACUGCAAGUCUACAAUGGAGACGGUGACGCGAUCAUGAUGCUCGACGACCUUGAUGCCUCUCGUAAGGCAAUGGUGAAGAACAAGGACUCCGGCGAGGGCUCUGAUGCAUUCGUUGAGAUUGUCCUGUCCUUCCUCGGCAACCCGCGCACCUUGUUCCGCAAGAUCGGUGAAGAGGCGUUCUCCAUUUUUGCGUCUGAGAUCGGCUCGGAAGGGCUGCAGUCGCUCGCUGAGAUUUUAGACACUGCUGAAAACUUCGAGGGCCAGAAAGAGCUCUUCAACCAGGGCGACGACGACGCCGAGGAAGCCAAGUCCGACGACUCUAAUGAUGAGUCGGAGAUGGACUCAGAUGUCGAGAUGGUCGACUCGGACGUGGAACUGGCCAACGAUGAUGCGGAAGACGAUGACGAAUCUGGCUCUUCGGACGGUGACAGCAGUGAGAGCGAUGAAGAUGAGGAUGAUGAGGAAGAUGAUGCAGAGUUGACGCAAUUCAAUAACCUGCUCCAGAUGACUCUCGGCACAGCAAAGGCAGAUAUGGACGGCGAUGACUCUGACGACUCCGACAUGGAUGAUGAGCAGAUGAUGGCGCUGGAUCCUCAACUCAGCAAGAUCUUCAAGCAACGCAGCCAGGUCACCAGCCAGAAGAAGGACCGAGAGGAUGCGAAGCAGAACGUUGUCCAGUUCAAGUCAAGAGUCCUCGAUCUCCUAGCUAUAUAUCUGGACAAGCAGUACUCAAACGCACUCACACUUGAGGUCCUUCUGCCUGUGCUGCGCCGCACGCGCGCCAGCGCAAACAAGCAGUUGGCCGAGAAGAGCACCAAGAUGCUCAAGACAUACUUCGACACUCGCUCGAAACACAAAGCCCCCUUGCCCAAGCCUGAAUCUGUCGAGACAGUAUGGGCAAUCUUGAAGGGCAUCCAUGAGGAAGCGAAGAAUGGUGGUGGUGCUAAAGCUCAUGCAGACGUCUGCAGCAGUGCUAGCCUGCACGUUGUCAAGGUCCUUGUGGGUCUUGACAAGGCAAACUACGCCGGCGUUGUCGACGUGUAUGCCGAGACACAGAAACAAUGGUUCGCGGACAGGAAGUCACCUCUGCAGCCCACCUUGUUCACGCAAUUCCAGAACUGGUCGAUGAACGCCCAGAAACAGAGCAAGUAGAGGCGGCCGUACGCAAGUUGUAAACCGUUACCCCACAAUCGCAACACGAUUUCUCACCUCAAUAACAUCCGCAGUACAUGCGACUUACACGUGAAUAGAGAAGCUAGCGCUUAACGCGUAAUUGGUCCAUAUGCCUUGCUGCAUUGGGUACGAUAGUCCUUGCAGUAGGGCAAUAUCGACCGCCGUGGCGCUUGCAGCCGCAGAUCUGACGGCUCGAUAAUCUUCCUUCCAGAAACAGCCUGACUUUGAUUAAGUCACCUCGUGCCCCUCGUCGCACAGCUCGCCUGUGGUAUGUGUACCCCACAUUUGCUGGACCUGCAGGCCACGUGGAUGUGUGGCUCGCUUGUCAGACUUCGAUUGCACCGUCGUCCGUCUCCAAAGCGGUAAUCGACAAUAUCAUCUAACCAC